CUGCACUCGGCACUUGGCGGGAACACAGUGCGCGUGAGUCUCCGUCCUUCUCGUGCGUCGGCAGCACUUCUCGUCCCGCUUUGGAACCGUAACACCGACUACAGGUCGGCUCCGUUGCCGCGGGGUGGGUGGACGUCCUGGGGUCCGUGUUUCGGGCUUGAGGACCGCAGCGUGACCCGGGCACAGUAACGCGUCGACGCUUCUUUUUGUUGUUGUUGAGGAAAUAAGGUGAGAAGUGGAGGACAUCAUGGCAGACGCAAAGUGCCUUCUGAAAACACCAAGUAACUUCCAGUCAUCUGCCAUGUUUGAAGGCUCGGAGGCUGUGGAGGCAGAGGGGGGCAGCACAGAGAGCACGGUGGCCUCCUCCAUCAGCGCCUGUAAGAAGGUGCUGUGCAGCAACAGCGAGUUGGACUCUUCAGAAUACUGGCUGAGGAACGAAAAAGCUCUGUGUAGACUGGGCCUUCUGGACUACGAUGCAGAAGGCAGCUGCACCAUGAUCUGUUUUGUGAAUCUGGACCCUCAGAAAACUGACUAUUGUGACGACAAAAGCCUAAAGAAAUUGGCAAUGAUGUCUCCAGAUCUGCCAAGGCUUGUUGAGUUACUCACUGUUCACCAGCCAAAAGAAAAUGAGAUCCUCUUCCUCGGUGGCCUUGAAGGAGCAGACACCUGCCAAACGCACCCACCAGCAUCCUCUCAGGGUCUUCAACAGCAGCAGAGAAGUACAGGCGUGUGCCUAUUUCAGCGUUCAGGGCAAAGACGCAACAUUCAACCCAACAGAAUCAUCUUUGAGAUCAACCGGUUCCUGCUAGGUCUGCAGUGGGGAAAGGAACAACAGCAUCACCACGGGCGAAUAACCAGACAACGGCUUGAUGACGACACAAAUCGUUCAGUUUCAUCCAUCGAGGAAGAUUUCCUGACCGCCUCGGAACACUUAGGAGAAGACAGUGAGGAUGACCCUUGCAGAAAUGAGCAAGAGGUUGGGGAUCGGGCUGAGAGCUUGGUGGACGUUGCACAGAAGCAUAGUGCUAGUGUCACAGGUCAGAGGGGACAGAUGGUCCACCAUCAGAUGAGGGAAAACGCAGAGGUGAAAAGAGAAAUAGGGGUCAGCCCGCACACAAAGGAAUCAGCUGGUCAUUACGCCACUAAUCUGGCAGAGUCUGUGUUGCAGGAUGCCUUUAUACGGCUAUCUCAAGACGAAUCCUCAUUCGUCUCUGAAGCUGCGGUCAGCGUCUCUCACUCCAGAUACCCCGCCAAUACAGCUCUCUCACAAGCAAAACAGUCUUCCCAGCAACGCACCUGCUCAUUUGAACUUCCAAAAAUUGUUAUAGUUCAAAGCCCUGACAGUGCAGAUGGAACUGCAGAGUGGCCAGAGACACAGGUGUCAAAUGUGUCUGAGCAGGAUACACCCAACAAAGACUGUGAGAUGCCAGAAAAGGAGAAAAAAGCUCACAUUCCUCAGCACAAUGGAGGACACCAACCCAAACCUGUGGAGGUGGCUCUGGCCUGUGCUGCCAAUGUUGUUGGCACAAUAACGUCCCCGCAGCUAACAGAACACCUCACCUUGGAUUCAACUUCAGGAGAAGAUACAGAGGAAGAGCUUCAGGAACCAGAAGAAAAAGCAGAUUACUCCUUCUCCUCAGCUAUGUGUGGUAUAGCACAGGUUGCUGGUGCUGUAGCAGCCGUAGAGCUUACAGACAAAUCAGUGGACAAUAAGGAUUGUGAAGCCGAUUUCAAUGAAGGCUACACCGCAUCGCAGGGUUUGAUAUCGGCUGCCCAAAUAUCUGCAGCCUUUACAUUACACUGUAGUGUUGCGGAAGGUACUAGUGUAGAAGUGUUUCGUGCAAACAUUGCAGAGGUCCUUCACAGGGAAGCAGCUGAGGUGCUAUCUUCUCCGCAUGGAUACAGGAGUGUAGCAGACCUCUUAGAGUCCACACAUAACAAGAUAGUUGAUGGUAUCACCUGUCCCAAAAAAUCCUACGCAGAUGAAAGGGAAAUGGGUGACCUAAUCAAUGAGGUGGCCGACAGUCUUUUCAAACAUGCUUUAGAGAUUGCAAAAAAGAAAAAAGAACUUGAAGGCACUAAAGAGGAUGCAUCAAGCCUCCAGGUUCUUCUGCAGGAUAGUGUAAACAAUUUGCUGUUUGAAAUUCUUUGCGUGGCACAGAAGAAGAUUAGUCACAUUUCCAGACAUGACAAAGGUCCAUUUGAGAUGCGACAAGACUUUAAUACUUGCUUGAAGGAAUAUUCCACCAUAACCGACAGUGAUGACUCAUUAAGUCAAUUACAGUCUUUAGCUAGUUAUAGACAGUCCACUAACAGUGACAAACAUAGUGGAAUGCGUCACAGGACGGACAGGCUUACCAUGGUUCCUGGACUCAAGGCAACAAAUGUUGCUGAAGAAAGUGACUUCGGUACAUCUUACCAUACAGAGUACAACAAAGAGCAACAGCAGCAGCACCCAUUUUGUGGACAAAGUCCGUUAAAGAGUGUCAUUCACAGAAAAGACUACUACCAAAACCAGCCUGACUAUAAUGCUGUCAGGGUGCCUUUAAGUGAAAUUCCAGUUAAUGGCACGGAACGACGGGGGCGAUCAAUGACAGGAAGUGAAAGCAGACAGGCUUCCCUUACCCCCCAGUCCUCACUCAACUCCUGCAGUUCACUGUUCUCUUGGAGAAUGGACUCAGAGACCAGGACACCUAUUACGUGCUUUGCUGAUGACUUAGCUACGACAGUGGUGUCUAUGGCCACAGAGCUCGCAGCCAUAUCGCUUGAGAAUUCUACAGGGAAACAGCCUUGGUUCUGUGCUCUCAAAGGGACAUUUACAGAGGGCCCAGAGGCCUACCUAAUUCCGGCUUGCCGAACGGUACUAAGAAGGAAAGAAGGUCAGAGCAACAAUGCAUUGUCAAAGAAACAUCGUGCACCACGCCUCAGUGAAAUUAAAAAGAAAACAGAGGAGCAACCAGAGUUAAUGGAGCGACUUGUAAACCGUGUGGUGGAUGAAUCGGUCAACCCUGAUGAACCACAGGACCCAUUUGCACUCUUUGCCUCGGAAGUCACUGCCAGGAUCAUGAACUGCCCUGAGCUCAAUGUCGUGGACACUUCGAAAGCCGGCCUGCCACGAAGCAGAUUGCAGUGUGAAAGGUGGAGCCGUGGGAAGGCAUCAAGUUAUGAAAGCAUUCCAGAAGAAGAUGGCGACCCCAUAGGCACACCAAACACCCUGGGCCCUGGCAGUCAUUUAGGUCAGAAUCUGAGUCGUGGUAGCUCAAUCUCCAAGCAGUCAAGUUGUGAGAGCAUCACAGAUGAAUUUUCACGGUUCAUGGUAAACCAGAUGGAGACUGAGGGCAGAGGCUUUGACCUUCUUCUGGACUACUAUGCAGGGAAAAAUGCCAGCAGCAUUCUAUCUGCAGCAGUGCAACAGGCUGCAUCUAAGAAAAAUGGCCACCUUAAUGUCAGGACUACAUCCUGCUUGUCCAAACAGUCUAGCACAGAGAGCAUCACGGAGGAGUUCUACAGGUUCAUGCUCCGAGACGUGGAUAAAGAGAACAAAGAGUAUGGCAUUGCUAAGACUAAAGAGUGGAGCAACAGCUUGUUCCCCCCAUCUCCUCGGACACCCUUUUGUAUCAGACAGUCGUCAGUCCCUGACAGGCGCUCUUCAGACUCGAGACUGACAGUUAACUCGCCUAUCAAAGCCAAUUCGUUUGAUGGAUUUGCCCGAAAUGUGCAUGGAGACACAUUGAAUAUCUAUCCAAGCAUCUCGGUGUCAGCAACGGGCCUUUGUAAGUCAGACUCGUGCCUCUAUCAAAGAGGCAAGACUGACCAGAUCACUGAUAUGUUGAUCCAUGACACCUGGUCCAGCUCUAUUGAGUCAUUGAUGCGAAAGAACAAGAUCAUUGCGGAUCCAGAGGACGACCUGGACGCUGCAGGCGACUCCCAACCUCAUGUGCAGCAGUUUGCCAAUCGCCUGGCGGCGGACAUUGUUGAUAUUGGCAAAUCGUCUGCUGUAGUUCAGCAAGAUAGCAUCACGGAUGGCUCACAAAAACACAUACCUGUUGGCGAGAGAAGAAUGGGGUUCAAACAAUCCCAUCUAAAUUGUAAUCGUAGUAGGUCAAGUCAUGAACAAGUGGCAUCAGGGAUAAGUGACAGCAGUACACCUCAUUUAAGAGGUCACAGGGAUGUGCCAGUGAUCCAUAUUGAAGUGGAUCAGAAGGAUGAGGCUUCCGGAAGCCAUGAAAGGAGAGAUCGACCUCGAGAACGACCAGAAGAAAUUCCAACUGCCCAGCGGACUGAGAGGAUUACAGCCAAUGGCAACAGCCAUAGGGCCGGGCCGGCGGCACUAGACAAGAGCGACAAGCGUUCAAUGAGUGCGAGCAGCGAAGAGAGCACGGGAGGCUGGUCCCAUGCAAACACGGAGGACGACCCCCCCGAGGAGAGCAGUCGCUCUAACCAGCUGAGUGAGGGGACUGCAAGCGUGGGCCUGACAGACGUGGAGGCUUUUUCAGACAGCGCAGGGAUUGGUAUGCAGUCUGAGAAAAGCGACCAAGCAGCAACCAAGAAGAGUAACCUUGAAAGCGGCUCAUGUAAGACAUCAGCACCAGGAGGUGGAGGUCACACCAGAGACCUCCUGGUGCUGAACUGUGACCUAGAAGCAGAAUGUGAGGACUCUGAGCUGACCGUGGCUCUGCAGUGGAUCGCCGCUUCUGAGCUUGGACUUCCCAUUCUCUACUUCAAGAAUUCUAAAGAGAAGAAGAUCGCCAAGUUCCAGAGGGUGAUCCACCUCAUGUCCCAGAAGUCUUGGCGAAUCGCAGACUUGUUCAAUGCUCUGGUUCACUUCGGAAAGCUCCACCAGGAAGACGAGAGUGAGGACAAACAUCCGUCCAGCCUGUUUGAUUGGCUUUUGGACACCCUGUGAAGAGGAGUUUCCUCGCUCUGCACACUAAAGUUUGCAUGCUCACUCUUUCCUCACCAAGUGUGUUUCUUCCACAGCUGAGAGCACAAAGACAUCAGCAACAUGUUGUGUGUCGCUGCUUGAUAAAAGGCAUGUCUUCUUCCAGUAGGAACAUCCAUUGGACGUUCCUACUGGAAGUCAACACGCCACUGAGUAAGUAGUCAGCAGGUUUAACUGCUCCAGUGUACACAAAUCCACUAUAAAUAAAUAAUAGAAAAUACUUGGGAGUUUCACAACCAAAUGUAUUUAUUCAUUAAUAGAAACCAGGGGCCGUUUAAGUUUGACUUUCUAAACACAUCAAUGUUGUGUGACAUUACCACUUAUGUAGGAAUGGAGCACACGUCACUGCUGCACAUUCUAUUUGACAACUGUUGUCUUGUACAUACGUCGACACUUUCAACCUGCUGCACCCGAGAGAGAGACAUAGUGGAGGGCCGAGUGCAAUUUGUAACGUGGACUUUGUACGUGAAUUUGGUGUUUAGGUACUCUUGUGUUACAUUCGACGUUGCAAAGAGAAGCACACUAUUCUGCUGUAAAGUGUCAUUGUGUAACUGAAUGUAAUUCUCUUUUGGCAUCAAUAAAAGUGUGUGAUGUGAA
Nerophis lumbriciformis (worm pipefish) is the source of this 5539-nucleotide messenger RNA. RefSeq names its product SPHK1 interactor, AKAP domain containing (gene sphkap). Gene Ontology annotation, molecular function: protein kinase A binding. The record is from RefSeq and is a predicted model, not a curated record. Lineage: Eukaryota; Metazoa; Chordata; Actinopteri; Syngnathiformes; Syngnathidae. Gene Ontology annotation, cellular component: cytoplasm; mitochondrion.